This is a messenger RNA of Bombina bombina (fire-bellied toad), 2608 nucleotides long. RefSeq names its product zw10 kinetochore protein (gene ZW10). Gene Ontology annotation, biological process: endoplasmic reticulum to Golgi vesicle-mediated transport; mitotic spindle assembly checkpoint signaling; mitotic cell cycle. Lineage: Eukaryota; Metazoa; Chordata; Amphibia; Anura; Bombinatoridae. The coding region runs from base 78 to 2414 and encodes 778 amino acids. Gene Ontology annotation, cellular component: chromosome, centromeric region; RZZ complex; nucleus. The transcript has 16 exons. The record is from RefSeq and is a predicted model, not a curated record.
AUUCCUACCCGCGCCGUGCAGGUUUGAAACUCGCCCCGUCAGCGGUGAGCGGGGAGAGCGGACUAGCAGCUGCCGCGAUGGCUUCGUUUGUCACCGAGGUGCUGGCGCACUCCGGGCGGCUGGAGAAGGAGGACCUGGGCACCAAGAUCAGCCGCCUGUCCCGGAGGGUGGAAGAGGUCAAGGGUGAAGUGUGUGACAUGAUCAACAAAAAGUACGAUGAGUUUCUUCCCAGCAUGCAAAGUGCAGAAGAUCUAGUGACGCAGGUGCACGAUCUGGUCACCGAUGUGAACGUCCUGAAGUCUACAAUCGAGAAUGAGGUACAAAGUGACGUUCGAGUCGCCAUCAGCGAAUUCACAGAACUAAAACAGCAACUGGAAAAAACCACAAUAAUUCUGAGCGUCCUGAAACAGCUGCAAGAGUUUGACAGCGCAGUGGAGAAAUAUAACUGCGCACUGACAGAGAAGAACUACAUAACCGCGGCUCGGCACCUUGAAAAGGCACAGGCCAGUCUAAAGGUAUUAAAGUCUCGGAGAGGCUGCGAGCUGAAGCUGCUGAAGGCUCUGGGGAUCGAGCUGACGGUGCAGAAACAGAACAUGCUGUACCAUCUGGGCCAGGAGUGGCAGCAAAUGGCUGUGUGGAAGCUUCCUCCAUCCAAAGAACUCUGCAGUCUGGAGAUGCUGUCACAGACAGAGCUGCACUUGUGCACUUUGCCGUCGAGCGAUGAGUCCUUGACUGGUCCUUUGCUGGGGUCAGUACUUCAGGCCUUGGCUGUCCUGGGGGAGUUGAACACCAAACUCAAAUUUUUCAGUCAGCUGCUACUGAAAUACAUCCUGAAGCCUCUCGUCACGUACCCCGCACUAUAUGUACAAGUGGAGACUCAUCCGCAGGGCGUCAUCUUGCGUUUUGAAACCAGUAAAACCAACGUGGAACAUCCGCCUCCUGCAGAGGUUUUUCUGAAGCUAAAGUUGGUUCUUGAAUUGCUUCACAAGCACCUUCUAGAUGUCCCACUUCAAGACUCCCCAAGAGACGGAGCGUGCGACAAGGUGGUGUUGGCGGAGGUCCUUGGCGAUCUGAUCUGGGAGGAGAUUUCCGAGUCUAUCAUUAAAGACUGUCUGGUCUAUUCCAUUCCCAACAACAGCAGCAAACUGGAACAGUAUGAAGAGGUGAUAAAAUCUACAGAGGAGUUUGAAAAUGCUCUUAAAGAGAUGAAAUAUCUGAAGGGUGAUGCUACAGAGCUGCUGAAAUAUGCCAGAAAUGUCAAUGCCCACUUUGCCAGCAAGAAAUGCCAGGAUGUUAUUGUUACAGCCAGAAACCUAAUGACCUCUGAAAUACAUAAUACUGUAAAGAUUACUCCUGACUCUAAAGUGACUGUGCCGAAGCUUCCCAGCCCUGAGAAAGGGGAGAAAGGGAAAAGUCAGAUUGUGCCAACAAAUCUCCCCAGUGAAAGUCCUGGUCUGGAAAAUGAGACCAAGCUGAGCCAGCACACGUUCUCUCUCCCGACGUGUAGGAUCAGUGAGUCGGUGGAGAAGCUGAUGGAACUUGCGUACCAGACGCUGUCUGAGGCUACAGACAGCAACAAGCCUUGUGCCAUUCAACUUUUCUACACUGUCCGAAACAUUUUCCAUCUGUUCUAUGAUGUUGUCCCAACGUAUCACAAAGAGAACCUGCAGAAACUUCCCCAGCUCUCCGCCAUCCACCACAACAACUGCAUGUACAUAGCCCACCAUUUGCUCACGCUCGGGCACCAGUUUCGCUAUCAUCUCCCGACUCCGCUCAGCGAUGGAGCCGCCACUUUUGUGGACAUGGUUCCUGGAUUCAGAAGACUUGGUACCGAGAGCUUUCUGGCCCAGAUGCGUUCCCAAAAAGCUGAACUCCUAGAAAGGUUGUCAAGUGCAAGAACCUUUAUCAAUAUGGAAGAUGAAGAAAAUUAUACAACAGCCCACAAGGCCAUAAGGCAGGUUAUUCACCAGUUGAGCCGCCUGGGCAAGGUCUGGCAAGACGUUCUCCCUGUAGCCAUUUACUGUAAAGCCAUGGGCACCUUGUUAAACACGGCCAUCACCGAGAUGAUCAGCAAAAUCACUGCCCUGCAGGACAUCUCCACAGAGGACGGAGAGCGGCUGUACACGCUGUGCCGGACGGUUAUUGAGGAAGGUCCCCUGGUCUUUACCCCUCUGCUUGACGAAGGCAUAAACAAGAAAUACCAGGAGGAGGUGCCAGUGUAUGUGCACAAGUGGAUGAAAUUCAAAGAGCUGAUGAUAAUCCUGCAAGCCAGUCUGCAGGAGAUCGUGGACCGGUGGGCGGAUGGUAAAGGACCUCUCGCUGCAGAAUUUUCCACAAAUGAAGUGAAGAGUCUGAUCAGGGCGUUGUUUCAGAACACGGAGAGAAGAGCGGCUGCUUUAGCUCGGAUAAAAUAACUGACCGCCGCCUGUGUAUUCGCUGUAAUUUUAUGUACAUAAACAGCCUGCUUCAGGGGCCUCUAGUAAAUUCUAUUUGUUUGUGUGCAGGAUUCACGCAUUGUUGUAAGGGCUACACAUUAUAUAUUUUUUUCUUUUUAAAUGACAAUAAUGUAAUUCUGUACAUGCUCUUAUAUUAAAUCUAUUUACAUGUU